Molecule: messenger RNA, 563 nt
Organism: Durusdinium trenchii
Lineage: Eukaryota; Dinophyceae; Suessiales; Symbiodiniaceae
Source: the annotation of a GenBank genome assembly
CAAGGCUUUUGGCUCAGAUUGGAGCUUUGAUUUUGCCGUCUCCGCUUUGGCCUUCGUAGCAGAAUGGUGCAGCCCUUCAAGACGGAGUUCCUGGACAAAAUUCAUGUGGUGGAGGGCGACGUUGUCAAGACCCUUGCCAUCACCAUGAAGAACGGAACAGUUGAUGCUGUCUUUGAAGGCAGUGAAGGGCUGAAGCGCAGCAACUCGGAGCCGGACUUCCACAGGUGCGACGUUGGAACCCAACUUGAUGAUUGGGCGAGGUCUGAAAAACUGGCGUUCAAUCAACUGCCUCGCCGCAGGCAGACGGUUGCCGCAAGGGCGAAUCUUGUACUCGGUGCCACUUUUGCACGAGAUCCGAGAUGAAGAAGAGAACCAACCGGCUUAUCAAUGAGCGUCGAAAGGGCAGAAAUCAACGACGACGUGAAAAUGGAAACUGAGUGGCUGAACAUGGUCAUCUGAGCUGAUGGCAAUACAUUUGCGACUUGCAAUAGAACUCAACGGUUUGUGCUUCCAAUGACCCAACGAGUAGAGUCUCUACCCCGCAGGCGGUCCAUUCUGUCUGG